Molecule: messenger RNA, 1997 nt
Organism: Menidia menidia (Atlantic silverside)
Lineage: Eukaryota; Metazoa; Chordata; Actinopteri; Atheriniformes; Atherinopsidae
Source: the annotation of a GenBank genome assembly
AAAAAGCAGAAAGGAAUUCUUACCCAAUCAAAAGUAAUCUGAAAACUUGUCAGCAAAGAAUUUUUUUCCCGGAUACACUGUGUCUUAUACCGUUUUGAUCCAUUUGGUUGCCCCGGGAGGUUACUGUUGGAGCACACCACGGGAGGCGCAUUGUUUGUAUGCAAACUGGACGACAUGGCUAUUGUAUGCGUUUGGGCAUAUAUGGAGCCACAGCUGGCACGAAGGACACAGCCCGUCUGAAGUCUGAAGGGAGAUUCGCCUUCGGUUGUUUUCCGCCAGUUUUCUCUCUUCUGACUUUCUCUCCAAGCCGAUUUGCUCCGUCGCUAUGAGUUGCCUGGAUGUGAUGUAUCACCAAAGCUAUGGAGCGCACUACCUCCCUUCAGCUGCGUACAAGGCAACCUACUUUAACCACCAGCAACAACAGAGGAAGCUGAGCGUUUAUAAGAUGCAAGAGUGUAUGGAGCAGCAGCAACAAGGGGGGGGAAGAGGGAUGCUGCCCAGGGAUCAGCGUCUGCAGCAGGUUCCUCCAGCAGCAAGUGCAGAGUCAGGCCAGAGAUCAUCCGAUUCCGAGCUAAAGGACGGUUCUCAACCUGCAGAGGCUGAGUACUUGAGCUCCCGGUGUGUGCUGUUCACUUACUUUCAAGGCGACAUCGGAGACGUGGUAGACGAGCACUUCUCCCGUGCUCUCAGUCAGGCCAGCACCUUCAGCAAUGAGACCAAGCCCAUCAGAGUGACUCAGCCACCGGCCUCUGCCUCAGCUAACAUAUGGAAAGACAGUGGUUCCCUCCAGGAGAGUCAGGGCGGCUCAGCUUGGAACAAUGCGUUUCCAUCCCAAGCCAACUCCUGCCUCCCUUCUGUCUCUGUCUCAGUCCACCCAGACUUUACCACCAGCCCUGUUUCCUUCAACCACCCAGAUGGAGCUCUGUGGGCCGGCCAUGUGCUCUCUCAGGCCAAUCUCCCAUCUGCGGCCACCCUCCCCGACAGCUGGACCUACAAUCUGAGCCCCCAGAGCCCGAGCGGAUACCCCAACGUUCACGACGUCUACCACGCUCAUCCUCGGCCCCCCCGCUCCCACAUUCACGCCAGGCACCCUCACUCCAUGCUCCACACGUACCCGGCCCACAGUUCAGCGCUGGAUCCCAGAUUCAACGCCCUGCUUCUGCCUGGCGUCAGGAGCCAAAGCCAGUCCACCACCAGCACGAGCAGCUCCCCGCAUAGCGAGGGAGGGAAGACAGAGAUGGACUCCAGCAGCAACACUUCAGUCACAGCGACUUCCGUGACCUGGACACCGUCUGCCCUCCAUGGAUCUUUGGAGGUGUAUGACUCAGCCCUUGAUCAGACCAAAGCAAAGACAUCGGUUUGGUUCUAAAUGAUGAGCAGAUGGAAUGUCAACUCACAACAAAAUGGACCUACCGUAUUGCUUUAACAAUGUAUGGCAACAACACCAGCACUGUAAUGUAAAAUGUAGACAUAGAAUGCUAACUGUGGCUUGGUCCAUGUGUCCUGCACUGUCCUCUCAGUCAGCAUGGUGAUGAUCUCAGGCUUAGACUUGAAUGACAGUGAUGUAUUGGCUGACUGUCGAAACUUUUGAAGAAUGAUUAAAAAAACAAAAACAAGAAUAGACUACUAGCUUUAAAUUAGAUGGCCUCUUCUUAACUGGCACGGGAUUCUUUCUUUUUCAUUUCAUGUGUGACCAAGCAGCUCUGUUUCAAGAGCUUGAUUUUGAUCCGCAAUUUCUUUGUACAGUAAAUGUUUGUUAAUUGGUGUAAAUGCUUGUUGUGUGUUUGUGUGCGCUGUUUUUAUCAUGCUAAAUUGCUGAACCAUCCCUGCUAGAAUUGUUGCUUGGAAACUGCCUACGCUAUUUUUCCUUUGGGGAAUGUGUCGUGUAAAUACUGGUACUGUAUGUUGAAAUAAUGCAUUUAUUAAACAGUUUGUGAAAAUUAAGAUUAUUAUUUUUUCUGUUGUCAGUUGUUUUGUAUGCUUAAAUAAACAAAAAA